AUUAAGCCAAUAUCGCUGGGCUGCUCCGGUAGGCCAUUCAAUUAGGGACAUUUGAGGUGGUCUUGCCUGCCAUUCUUUCGGACCCUCAGUUGUUGGCAGCGUCUUCUUGCCGAUUUCCAUUCGUUCGAUUUUUCUUGGAUGUCAUACGCGAUCUUAGAUUGUCAGCGCGUCUAGGUUUUGGCCUCGCUAAGCCUUCAGGGUCUGUCUGGAGGAGAUCUUGGCUGUGUGUUCCUCAAGUGACGUUGGUAGACAUGUUGGUUGUAGCUUCUGACGUUAGGUCUUAGUGUGGUUCGCAGUGAUUGACUAUGAGUGUGGCAGUGGUUGAGUUUUCUGUAAUUGGGAUUGUGACAUGAUGGUCGGUGGAUACCUAGGUCUCAAGGACAUGUGCGGAGAAGACCUGAAGCGUCACCAGGGCGACCUGAAGAUCCUGGAUCAGCCGAGGUUGAAUCUUUGCGACGGCAAUCUAUCCUCGCUCAACAGCAUGGGCAGCAACUCUGGCAGCGACGGCGACAAGCCGUCCAAGCAGAAGAGGCACAGGACGAGGUUCACCCCAGCUCAGCUGAACGAGCUGGAAAGGUGUUUUUCGAAGACUCACUACCCGGAUAUUUUUAUGAGGGAGGAGAUAGCCAUGAGGAUAGGACUGACAGAAUCGAGAGUGCAGGUUUGGUUUCAAAACAGACGAGCCAAAUGGAAGAAGAGGAAGAAGACCACCAACGUGUUCAGGACUCCUGGUGCCCUUCUGCCAUCUCACGGUCUUCCUCCCUUUGGGGCUAUGGGGGAUGGUCUCUGCGGUUCUGGCAUGUUCGGUAGCUCCGAGACACGCUGGGGAGUUGCUGGAGUAGCUACAGGACUGGGUCAGCUCGGACAAAGUUCGGUGCCCAUGGGUGGAUUCGGCCAGUCCCUAGGCCAAUUGAAUCAAACUUCUGGUCUCGGAUCUGGCCUGCCCAUAAGUACGGCCAAUACUGUUUACCAGGCCCAUUAUGGUCUAAACUCGUUAGGUGAUACUAUGAUGACAUAUUGCAACAACGGAGCAACAGCGGGGGGCAGUGCCAUCGGGGGCGGUGGCGGUGGGGGUGGCGGCAGCGCCGGAAGCGGCAACGGCAGCUCUCCGCCCCCGCAGAUCUCGUGCUCGAGCGCGGCGACCCCGCCAGUGGCGUCCGUUGCCUCGUCGACGGACCAGGAGGAAGACAUCUGGAGGGGGCACAGCAUAGCGGCGUUGCGACGGCGGGCGUCGGAGUUGAACGCCGCCAUACCGUCGUACCUCCAAAUCAAUUACGACACUCACAAUAACGCUUCUGUAUAUUAGUUACGGUUGUAUCGAUCGAUCUCUUGCGAUUUUGCGUGGGAAGAUGGUUCGUCGUAGUUGAAAGACUUUGGAAGAGUCCAUCGGACAAGGAUAGGAACGAAUAUUUCUCUUUCUUUCUCAUCUAUAGAUAUGCUUUGAGAAAAAAUGAAUUUCUUCCAUUUUCUUCCUAUUGGUGGAAAUGUGAAAAUGCAAAGAAAUCAUACGCAAGUGUUAAGAUCUUCUGAUAAUUCUUAAAUCGGAAUCGAGAACUGCCCAACUUUUAGGAAUGAUUGUUUUAUCCACUAUUCAUUAUUGAGUUAAAGCUAUACAGGAUGUUCACUUAAGAUGCGGAUACGGUUUCAUGUCAUAAAACAUAAAUACCGUAGAUUCGGGUGCCUUGGGACGAUUGUUGAAUUCAACUUGUCAUAUUUUUGAAACGGUGACCUAUUUUUAUCUGAAAAAGAGGUUCGAAUAUGCUUAAUGACUCCGACUUUUGAUUAG
Coccinella septempunctata (seven-spotted ladybird) is the source of this 1786-nucleotide messenger RNA. RefSeq names its product homeobox protein orthopedia-like (gene otp). Lineage: Eukaryota; Metazoa; Arthropoda; Insecta; Coleoptera; Coccinellidae. The coding region runs from base 350 to 1306 and encodes 318 amino acids. The record is from RefSeq and is a predicted model, not a curated record. Gene Ontology annotation, biological process: regulation of DNA-templated transcription; neuron differentiation. The transcript is spliced from 5 exons. Gene Ontology annotation, molecular function: DNA-binding transcription factor activity, RNA polymerase II-specific; DNA binding.